This is a messenger RNA of Colletotrichum gloeosporioides, 1176 nucleotides long. RefSeq lists its product as uncharacterized. Bases 1 to 1176 code for a protein of 391 amino acids. The transcript is spliced from 7 exons. The record is from RefSeq and is a predicted model, not a curated record. NCBI's taxonomy places the organism in Eukaryota, Fungi, Ascomycota, Sordariomycetes, Glomerellales, Glomerellaceae.
AUGUCGAACCACACGCAAUUCCCAACGGCUGACAUGCCGGCGUCCGUAAUCCCUCCUCCGCCGGGAGUGACGGUCGAUUUCGACCAUCCGCGCCAGCAAAAGGUGCUCGAGCAUUACCUCAUCUUUGGGAUCGGCGGCACGAUUGCGUUCAUCGCCCUCUGUCAGAGGUUUUACACCAAGAUCUUCUUGUCGAAGGGUCUGCAAAUCGAUGAUGCUUUCAUGUUUCUUGGUUGGGUCGCUUCUGUUGUCACGCAGGCCAUGCUAGUUGCCUCAAUAGCUGAAGGCGGCAUGUGUGCACACGCUUGGGAAAUGCCCCUUUCCCGAUUUGUAAAAUACUCCAUCGAUGUGUAUGUCACUGCGCCGGUGUACAUGCUCUGCAACGGCUUCACGAAGCUGUCGCUGCUUACCUUCUAUCUUCAUUUGUCGCCGCAAAGAUGGUUCCGAAUUUGCGUGUGGAUCGGCAUCGUCGUUGUGUCCUUGUACUCGGGAUGCAUCACAUUAUUGAUGCUGUUCCACUGCAACCCAGUCCGCAAGGCUUUUGACUUCACCAUCAAUGACGGAAAGUGUUUGGACGUGGCUGUGCUUUACAUUGCCACGGCAGUGUCAAAUAUCGCCACCGACGUGAUGUUGUUCAUCCUGCCGAUGCCAAUGAUCUUCAAUCUCCGCAUGAAAAUUGCACAAAAGAUUGGCGCUAUGCUGAUAUUCGGCAUUGGAUCUAUCACCAUCGCAACGUCUAUUAUCCGUCUCGUCCUUCUGCCCAAGUUGCUGACCAGCACCGACCCAUCGUGGGAUGCGGCGCCCGCCAAUAUCUGGACCUUCAUCGAGGGCAACCUUUUCGUCAUUUGUGGCUCGAUGCCGACAUUGCGAAAGUUCUUCAAGCACUUUGCACCCAAGCUCAUGGGAACUUCAACGAACCCAUCGUCGUACGGUGCGGUAUACCACGCAUCUUACGCCAACCAACAAUCACACAACACAAAGAGUCGAGCAAGAUCUCAGUACCAACAAUUUUCAGAUCAGAACGAGAUGCAUACAUUCCAUUCGGAUCACAAGCGGGGCAUGGACGACGACUCCGCAUUUACCUCAGUUGUGGUCGCGGGAGGCGGAAGAGAGAGCGCAGACGACAUGAGCGACAAGGCGAUAUUACAGACGAAGACGGUUACGAUUCAGCGAGAUUAA